AUGGUAUCAGAGCCACGCUCGUAUCUCGCCAUCGUCACCGGCGUGGCUAGCCAAGGAGGACAUGCGACGACGACACCAAUAGUUGGAUCGCCGAUACGCACGACCUCAGCAACAACUCCACAGAGGAGUUCUCAUCCACAGAGGAGCCAUGCAGUGGAAGAUAUGGAAAAUCCGUACUUCCUCAGUGCAAGUGAGAAUCCGUCCACGAUCCUAGUUAGUCCUCCAUUAACAGGGAGUUCUAACUACGCUUCCUGGUGCAUCUCAAUGAGAAUUGCUUUGGAAGUCAAAAAUAAGUGGUGUCUCGUUGACGGGAGUCUUCCGGCACCGAGCAGAGACCACAAUCGCUACGCAGCUUGGAAGCGAUAUAGUUUGAUGGUUUGUUCGUGGAUCUUCAGGUCGGUGGACUCAUCGAUCGCUCAAUCUAUCAUGCAUCUGGACAAAGCAGCAGACGUGUGGGAGGAUUUGAGAAAGCGGUUUGCACAGUAUGAUGCGCAGAAAAUCUCCGUAUUACAAAACGAGAUCUAUGACUUAAAGCAAUGUAAUCUCUCUAUUAGUGAUUACUAUACAAAAUGUAGAAUUAUGUGGGAACAAAUGAAUGCAUUAAGGCCUAUUCCUAUAUGCAAGUGUGAUCCGAAAUGUGCCUGUGAUCUUAUUGAUGUGAUUAGAAAGGAACGGGAAGUCGAUCAGGUCAUACGUUUUCUUCAGGGACUAAAUGAUGAGUAUAAUGGCUUGAAAUCUAAUAUCCUUGUGCUUGAUCCGUUGCCAGAAGUGUAUAAAGUGUUUGUGAUGACAGAAAAAGUAGAAAGGCAGAUUGGUACAUCAAGUUUGAAUGUAAAAAGUAUGGAGUUCAGCCAGGCCAACGCGGUUCAGAGUGCAGAUGAUAUGGUUGCUGCUAUGAAGACGUACAAUGUCAAGAGGUAUGGAAACAAUGGAAGCAGUAAACCUAAGUGUGUUUAUUGUGGAAUGACGGGGCAUACGAUUGAUAAAUGCUACAAAAAGCACGGUUAUCCCCCCGGUUGGGUCCCAGGUUAUAAGUCCAAGAUGAAACAGCAGAGUGCCGCACCUGUGAUGAGUAACACUGCUGAUUUGGGGAUCUCCAAUGAUCAGUUUCAGAAGCUAAUGUUGGCUUUGCAAAAUCAGUUGGGGCAGCCUGCUGGUUCCAGUGCUACAGCAGCAGUAUCUUUAAUCCCAAAAUUUACUGAGGAGGCUAAAGAAGGCAGGAGAUGAAGUUAGCCUACCAAAUGGAAAUCGAA
Molecule: messenger RNA, 1253 nt
Organism: Ipomoea nil (Japanese morning glory)
Lineage: Eukaryota; Viridiplantae; Streptophyta; Magnoliopsida; Solanales; Convolvulaceae
Exons: 2
Coding region: 1-1227 (408 amino acids)
Source: RefSeq, a predicted model, not a curated record